This is a messenger RNA of Lethenteron reissneri (Far Eastern brook lamprey), 2595 nucleotides long. Its product is annotated as general transcription factor IIF subunit 2-like. Lineage: Eukaryota; Metazoa; Chordata; Hyperoartia; Petromyzontiformes; Petromyzontidae. Gene Ontology annotation, biological process: transcription initiation at RNA polymerase II promoter; transcription by RNA polymerase II. Gene Ontology annotation, cellular component: transcription factor TFIIF complex. The record is from RefSeq and is a predicted model, not a curated record.
AAUCGUCCAAAAUCGCGUGACGUCAUUUAUGGACGUCCCCUUACCUCACAUAUCGCUGCGAUAAUUCUGUUGUAUUUGCUCGUCGUAGUCGUCGUUAUCGUGAGGUAAACAACAACAACUUUGCCGUAAUUAUUGUUAUUAUUAUUAUUGUUAAUAAUAUUAUUAUUGUUAAUAAUAAUAAAAACCCGUUCUUCAACUCAAAGCUGCGAUGGCGGAAAAGGGAGACUUGGACCUCACCGGCGCUAAACUCAAUCGCGGCCUGUGGCUUGUCAAGGUUCCAAAAUAUCUGUCUCAACAGUGGGGCAAAGCCACUGAGCGUGGUGAAGUCGGAAAGCUGAAAAUUUCAAAGGGACAAGGAAAGACCGAGGUCUCCUUUGUGCUGAGCGAGGAGCUGGCUGGGGGAGGGGUCCAGGGGACGAGCGCAAAGAGCACGGCCAUCAGCACCCCACGUGACCACGUGCUGGCCCUUCAGGGGGUUGCUGGGCAAAGCCUCGGUGUCUUCACUGAAGGCUCCUCUGGAAAGCAGACGGAUGCCACCUCGGGGAAUGUCAUAUAUGAUAAACUUUUCUUGGAGGGGGUCGUGGUCCAGCGUGCCGACUGCAGGCCCGUCGUUGGAGAAUCCUACAUGAAGAUGAAAAGGAUGCAGAUUGAAGAGUCCUCCAAGCCGAUGCGGUUGUCUCAGCAGCUCGAGAAAGCGGUCACGACAAAUUACAAGCCCGUGGCAAACCACCAGUACAACAUCGCGUUCGACCGCAGGAAGAAAGAGGAGGGCAAGCGCGCGCGUGCCGACAAGCAGCAGGUCCUGGACAUGCUCUUCUCCGCCUUCGAGAAGCACCAGUACUACAACAUCAGAGACCUGGUGGACAUCACCAAGCAGCCUGUUACAUACCUCAAGGAUAUUCUGCGCGAGAUCGGGAUCUACAACGUGAAGGGGACUCACAAGAACACGUGGGAGCUGAAGCCAGAGUACAGACAUUACCAGAGCGACGAGAAGAGUGACUGACAACUCGGCUCAGUGUGUGGGCCCGCAUCGCGCGUGCGUGUGUGCGUGUGUGUACCAUACGACUCAUUUAAACGCUGUUUAUAAAUGGGUAUCACCACCACCGGUUGCGUAUGGUGACGUGAUGGGGUAAAGUGUGGGUACACCCACCGCUUCUAAAGGUGUUUGGCCAGCUUGCAAGAGUAGGGCCAAAAACAUACCCCGCUCGAAGGGCUGUCUCGUGAGGCAGGGCUUGAACCUUCACCUUUAAGUUAAUGUGCCCGGGUGUUGGCAGCAGCCUCCUUAUUGAGAAGGAUCGUUCGAUGAUGCGGUGGUGAUGGCGAGGGUGGCGUUUGUCUCUUUGCAAUGUUGCACUGCUGUCGAUGCGGUACCAGCAUUUGUUUUUAAUGUGUUGAAUAAACAAAAAAAAUGUCUUAUUCCUUCAAUUAAUUUCUCCACGUAGCGGCUGGCUGUGUGUGGCUCCCCACAUCAUCCGGUGCUGUGGGCCUUUACCGAACAGCUGAACGGGCACGCCUGAGAUAUGCGUUUUCAUAACCCAAGCCCGCCAACUCUCAUCUGGUCAAGUUUAGCCGGUUUUCGAUGGUAUCUGCAGGCAGGCACCAACCAAAAGCUUGGUUUUGCAUUCAAGUUGCGCAAGCCUAAUGCCUUGCAAAUUAUUUGACGACAAAUUAAGCGAUAUCGCCCCACUCGUGUUCACAGCUUGAGUGCGUGCGCUCCUUAAGAGGUGGGAAGGUAAUUGUCAUUGGACACCAUCUCUUAAAGGUUUUUUUUAUUUUCCAGAUUUAAAAGAUUGUAAUACAUAAAUCAACAUUCCCCCAACUUUGACCUGGAUGUGCAUCGUCAUUGAAUAUUGUCUGUGCGUGCAAGUAAAGUGAAGUUACAGUAUUGUCAGAUGUUUUGUUUGCUUUGUCAUGAAUAGAAAUUCUAUAAAUAUGUCUUCAAAUGUCUAAAAGUAUGUCACGAAACCUGUUUAAUUUUUUUUUCCACAAUGCAGUCGUACUCGUACUGAAACUACUACGUUUAUGAACGCGUAACAUGGGACAGUUUAGCGUAAUUAUUGUGCACGCAAGCUUUACAAGCAUUACCGAAGGCCGCCGUUUGCUACUGCUCAGCACGGCUUUGAUCUGCAAAUAAAACGACGGUGCUCCAUCAACCCCUUCAGAAGAGCAACUGGUCGCUGCGCACUCGUCCACAAGUGGAAAAUCAAAGACGACAACCCACGGUGUGACUGCGGGUCACCCGGACCGCACAAAUUGACCAUAUCGCGAAUAACUGCAUCAUCCUACGCCCGCUCUCCGGCGGACUGAGCGGAGUUAGUUGCACAACUCUCCCGAAGCUAUCGCGUGGCUCACGAACUUGAACUUGCGCGUGUCAUUUGCACAUUUGCCAUACGCUGGAGAGAGAGAGAGCGAUACCGAAAUUAAAACGUCUUCUCAAAAUAGUGCAGUGUCCUUUGAAACCACACUGUAGCUGUUAAAAGCUCGCUUGCUUGCUACAAACGGCGUCUUUGUUACCCAAGUUAUUUUUUGAAUGUUGUCAUUUGAAACCAACGGAUGAAAACGUUGCAGGAUUUAAUAAAGAGCCAAUUAAAAAGA